AUGGUAAUAGCUCGAGGUUAUGUGGACACAAAGAUUAACUCAGUCGAACAAUCUCCAGCUGUGUUAAAAUUGCCAACUCGUUCGCCAAUGAUACGAAGGUUGAAGUCGUCUAUGAAAUUAUCAAAAUCUCACUCUACGCCAUCGGUGACGACUACUUCCUCCUCGUCUUCAUCUCAAAAAAAUGUGCGCUUUGCGGCCGAACUGACCACUGUGAAAAAGUUCGAUUCUUCAGCUGAACCGAUCUCGAUUUCUAAUGAGAAUUCCCCUAAAUUUUACCCGAUAUCUGAUUCUGAUUUGCAAUAUAACUUGGGUUAUCCAGAGACGCUCUACGGCAAUGCAGAUGAUUGUUGCGUGGCAGAAGAUGGGUUUUGGUUCAAUGAGUCGUCUUUAGUGCCGACUCUGCGAGGGCUUAAUGACGUCAAGAGACUUAAGAGAAUUAAUAGAAAAAGUUUGGCGGGAUCGAAAUUUCAAUUGGACUAUGAUUCGGACAGUGGGAUCGACGACGAUGAUGAGUUCGAUGAUGAUGUCUUUGAAGAGACCCAUGAAUGGCCUCGACAGGUCACAGGUAAUGGGUUGUCUUCGGAUAGUAAAUUAGAGGUUAUUGAUUGGAGAUUGACAAAGACCAACAUUUCCCCUAUGAGACCAGUUUGGAAUCCUUUCUUGCUCGCCAGCAACCAAAAAGCUGGUGAGAACGAUCUCGAAAGCCAGAUUUUCGAUUAUUUACAGGGAUCGAAUAUCCGACUGCACUCGUUAAAACAAUCAACCACCGAGUUUGGCAAGAUAAUUGGAUUAAUUUAUGUUAACAAUUUGAAUUUCGAAAAAUUCAUAGAGAUAAAAUUAACUUUCAACCGGUGGAAGGAUAUGCAUUAUAUUCCAGCCAAUUUUUCAAGGUCAAUCACAGAUAAAAUUGAUGAGUUCAGGUUUGUGAUCGAUUUGAACAGUUUGAAAUAUUCUUUGCAAGUCAAGAAUUUGAUCUAUGCUAUGCCAGAUUCAACGACCAGCGUGUGCCGAUUAAACGUUGAGCUGUGUUGUCGAUACGAUGUCAACAAUGAAACGUUCUACGAUAACAACAAUUAUGAGAACUAUCAGAUACAAUUGGCAGCCACAGUUAGAAAUACAGCGGCUCAAGUGACACCAUCAACAGUAAAGGAAAAUCCAUCAUCGAACAUUCAUGAUACGAAUCCAUCACAAACGAAUUCCUUUGCGCGAGAUUUCUUAGUGUCCACUACUUUAACGCAUAAUCCAAAUUUGAAAAAAUCAUCAAUUGGCUCGAGGCAAUUCAGUGAAGAUACUGAUUAUUACAAUACAUCGCCUCUAAAGCAUCUGUAUCACAAUGACACAAGCUUAAUCAAGCCUGUCAGAAUGAAUCAAGUUUUGAUGAAUCCAGAGCUUUCCACCGAUGAAGAAGAUUAUGCAACACCGGAUAUCAAUGAAAUCUCUUCAAAAGGUUUGAUUCUUUCGAGCAAGCCUAUCGAGUCGCAUAACUCAUCAUCAUCUUUUUCGUCUUCUUCUUCCGGUGGUUACUCACCUCUGGAAGAUUUUGCCUCGAUGGCUAGUUCAGACUAUAGACCAUAUCCUUCAAUUGACUCAAUGUCUUCAAUUGAAAUGGCAAAUUACAACUAUCACCUACCCGUUUUCAACACAUUGCAUAGCUAUAGUGAAAAUCAUGAUGACGGUCAAAGUAUAGUGACUGACAUUCCAGGCGAUCAUAACAAUACCAUUAACAAUAAUUCCAACAGUAAUAACUCAACUGACACCCUGAUUAAUCCUGAUGCUAUCCCUAGGCCAUUGUCCUCUGUUUCAGCAGAACCUGUAUCAUUUACAAACUCCCAUCAAUAUGAAGGCUCAGACAUAAUUGCAUCGUCCGAUUCCAAGAGUAACACUCUAGAAGCUACAUCGGGAUUGAAAGAUCAAGAUUAUCAAGCUUUUCUCAGUUCCUAUUGUUUCCACACAUCACCGACAUCGAAAGGGCUUGAUCCCCGCUUCGAGAAUCCUCUUGGGUCAAAGACAUUUUUUGCUGCCCAGAUGUCGCAACCCGUGCCAGUCCCUCCUUCUGACCAAAUGUCCUGCGAAAGGGAUACAAAUGAUCAUACUAUGGGAUUGGAAACCUUAAGCACACCCCCACCUGUACUAUCUCAAGCUUCUUUCGAAGGGGUAUCCCGAAGUUAA
Molecule: messenger RNA, 2169 nt
Organism: Torulaspora globosa
Lineage: Eukaryota; Fungi; Ascomycota; Saccharomycetes; Saccharomycetales; Saccharomycetaceae
Gene: PIG1
Product: protein phosphatase regulator PIG1
Exons: 1
Coding region: 1-2169 (722 amino acids)
Biological process (GO): regulation of glycogen biosynthetic process
Cellular component (GO): protein phosphatase type 1 complex
Molecular function (GO): glycogen binding; protein phosphatase 1 binding
Source: RefSeq, a predicted model, not a curated record